GAGCUACAGACAGCUCAAAGAGAGCUUUGAGUGAUUGUAGGGUUCCGAGGCACAGAUUGCUGCGACAUAGAGAGCGAGAGAGAGAGCUUUCUGCUUCUUCACUUGGCCCCAAACCUUGCUCAUCUUCAUCAGCCAAGCCUCCACCAUGUUCCUCACCAGGAGUGAGUAUGAUAGAGGUGUCAAUACGUUUUCUCCCGAGGGGCGCCUCUUUCAAGUGGAGUACGCCAUUGAAGCUAUUAAGCUUGGUUCCACGGCAGUGGGAUUGAAGACCAAGGAGGGAGUUGUUUUGGCCGUCGAGAAGCGAAUAACCUCAGUUUUGUUGGAACCCACCAGUGUCGAGAAGAUCAUGGAAAUCGAUGAACAUAUUGGGUGUGCCAUGAGUGGUCUCACUGCGGAUGCUCGCACACUUGUUGAACAUGGCCGUGUGGAAACUCAGAAUCAUAGGUUCUCGUAUAAUGAGCCUAUGAGUGUGGAGUCUACUACACAAGCCCUGUGUGAUCUGGCUUUACGUUUUGGGGAAGGCGACGAAGAAUCAAUGUCACGUCCUUUCGGAGUUUCUCUGCUCAUUGCUGGCCAUGAUGAGAGUGGACCAUGCUUGUACCACACAGAUCCAUCUGGAACAUUUUGGCAAUGUGAUGCUAAGGCAAUUGGUUCAGGAUCAGAAGGUGCCGAUACUUCCCUUCAGGAACAUUUCAACAAGAACAUGACGCUGGAGGAAGCCGAGACAUUGGCGUUGUCUACCUUGAAGCAAGUCAUGGAAGAAAAGGUAACUUCCUGUAAUGUGGAUAUUGCUAAGGUGGCUCCCAAGUAUCAUUUGUACACACCCGAAGAAGUUGAGGUUGUUAUACAACGAUUGUAAUUAUCUGGGUAGUUGAAUACUCGAGAAUGCCGUUUUUCGAUUCAUGAGCUAUCCAUUCAAAUAUUGGUUUAAUUAGUAGCGAAUGUGUUCAUUUUCUAUGGUAUAACUUGAACCUUCUGCACUUUUUUUAAUUAAUUUUUUUAUGGUCUAUCACUGAUCAUCCA
Molecule: messenger RNA, 1023 nt
Organism: Physcomitrium patens
Lineage: Eukaryota; Viridiplantae; Streptophyta; Bryopsida; Funariales; Funariaceae
Product: proteasome subunit alpha type-5
Biological process (GO): proteasome-mediated ubiquitin-dependent protein catabolic process
Cellular component (GO): proteasome core complex, alpha-subunit complex; proteasome core complex
Source: RefSeq, a predicted model, not a curated record